This is a messenger RNA of Diatraea saccharalis (sugarcane borer), 3500 nucleotides long. NCBI's taxonomy places the organism in Eukaryota, Metazoa, Arthropoda, Insecta, Lepidoptera, Crambidae. The record is from the annotation of a GenBank genome assembly.
AUGAUGAUGGACAACGGGGUGAUAACAAAUAACUAUGAGUACGGGGACGGGUACAUGGAACAAGAAGAGGAAUGGGAGCGCGAGGGUCUCUUAGACCCGGCUUGGGAGAAACAACAGAAAAAGACCUUCACAGCAUGGUGCAACAGCCACUUGAGGAAGGCCGGCACCGGCAUCGAGAACAUCGACGAAGACUUCCGCAACGGACUGAAGCUGAUGCUGCUGCUGGAGGUGAUAUCGGGCGAGACACUGCCCAAGCCAGACCGCGGCAAAAUGCGCUUCCACAAAAUUGCCAACGUCAACAAGGCACUCGACUUCAUCGCCUCAAAAGGAGUAAAAUUGGUGUCUAUCGGCGCCGAAGAAAUCGUAGAUGGCAACCUAAAGAUGACCCUGGGUAUGAUCUGGACUAUCAUUCUCCGAUUCGCCAUCCAAGACAUCUCGGUUGAAGAAAUGACCGCUAAGGAAGGUCUCCUUCUCUGGUGUCAACGCAAGACUGCUCCAUACAAGAAUGUCAACGUUCAGAACUUCCACCUGUCGUUCAAGGACGGUCUAGCGUUCUGCGCACUCAUCCACAGGCACAGGCCGGAUCUCAUCGACUACAGCAAACUGUCCAAGGACAAUCCACUGGAGAACUUGAAUACGGCCUUCGAUGUCGCCGAGAAGUAUCUCGACAUCCCCCGCAUGUUGGACCCUGACGAUCUGCAGAACACAGCAAUGCCGGACGAGAGAGCUGUGAUGACGUACGUCUCCUCCUACUACCACUGCUUCUCUGGCGCGCAGAAGGCUGAAACUGCCGCGAACCGCAUCUGCAAAGUUCUCAAAGUCAAUCAGGAGAACGAGCGCCUUAUGGAAGAAUACGAACGCCUCGCCAGCGAUCUUUUGGACUGGAUCCGUCGCACCAUGCCAUGGUUGAACAGCAGACAGACGGACAACUCGCUGGCGGGAUGUCAGAAGAAACUGGAAGAUUACCGCACGUACCGCCGCAAGCACAAGCCGCCGCGCGUCGAGCAAAAGGCCAAGCUCGAGACCAACUUCAACACGCUGCAGACCAAGCUGCGGCUCAGCAACCGACCCGCGUACAUGCCCACCGAGGGCAAGAUGGUCUCCGACAUCGCUGGAGCCUGGAAGGGUCUGGAAAUCGCUGAAAAGGCAUUCGAGGAAUGGCUGCUCAGUGAGAUGAUGCGUCUGGAGAGGCUCGAAUACCUCGCCCAGAAGUUCAAGCACAAGGCUGACAUUCAUGAAGACUGGACCAGAGGCAAGGAAGAAAUGCUCCAAUCGCAGGACUUCCGCCAAUGCAAGUUGAACGAUAUCAAGGCGUUGAAGAAGAAGCACGAGGCCUUCGAGUCCGAUCUCGCCGCCCACCAGGACCGUGUCGAACAGAUCGCCGCCAUCGCACAGGAACUCAACACGCUGGAGUACCACGAGGUGGGCGCGGUGAACGCGCGCUGCCAGCGCAUCUGCGGGCAGUGGGACCGCCUGGGCGCGCUCACGCAGCGCCGCCGCCUCGCGCUGGACGACGCCGAGCGCGUGCUCGAGCAGAUCGACCUGCUGCACCUCGAGUUCGCCAAGCGCGCCGCGCCCUUCAACAACUGGCUGGACGGUACCCGCGAGGACUUAGUGGACAUGUUCAUUGUACACACCAUCGAGGAGAUCUCUGGCUUGAUGGACGCACACUCGCGCUUCAAGGCAACCCUCGGUGAAGCCGAUAAGGAGUACCAGGCAAUAGUGAACCUUGUACACCAAGUGGAAUCCAUCGUGAAGCAGCACCAGAUCCCCGGCGGUCUGGAAAACCCCUACACUACUCUCACCGCCCACGAGUUGAACCGCAAGUGGUCCGACGUGAGGCAACUGGUCCCGCAGCGGGACGGCACGCUGGCGGCGGAGCUGCGCAAGCAGCAGAACAACGAGAACCUGCGCCGCCAGUUCGCGGAGAAGGCCAACGCCGUCGGGCCCUGGAUCGAGCGCCAGAUGGACGCCGUCACGGCCAUCGGCAUGGGCCUGCAGGGCUCUCUGGAAGAUCAAUUGCACAGACUCAAAGAGUACGAAGCCGGCGUGUACGCGUACAAACCUCAUAUCGAAGAACUCGAGCGCAUCCACCAGGCAGUACAAGAGGGCAUGAUCUUCGAAAACAGGUACUCGCAAUACACGAUGGAGACGCUGCGCGUGGGCUGGGAGCAGCUGCUGACGUCCAUCAACCGCACCAUCAACGAGGUGGAGAACCAGAUCCUCACCAGGGACUCCAAGGGCAUCACGCAGGAGCAGCUCACAGAGUUCCGCGCCUCAUUCAACCACUUCGACAAAAACCGCACUGGCCGCCUAGCACCCGAGGAGCUGAAGUCCUGCCUGGUAUCGCUCGGCUACAGCAUCGGCAAAGAUCGGCAAGGAGAACUCGACUUCCAGCGCAUCCUCGCUGUCGUCGAUCCCAACAAUACAGGCUUUGUUUCAUUCGACGCGUUCUUGGACUUCAUGACAAGGGAAUCCACAGACACAGACACCGCUGAACAAGUCAUCGACAGUUUCAGGAUUUUAGCUGGUGACAAGCCGUACAUAACGGCGGAGGAGCUGCGCCGCGAGCUGCCGCCGGACCAGGCGGAGUACUGCGUGGCGCGCAUGCCGCCCUACCGCGGGCCCGGCGCGCCGCCGCACGCGCUCGACUACAUGGCCUUCUCCACCGCGCUCUACGGCGAGACCGAUCUCUAGGUCGUGAAAUCAGACAUUAUCAUCGGAAGUCAUCCACCUGAGGAGGAGGAGAGGGGAGGGGGGGGGGACAGUGACGCACCUCGUGGCUCGACACUGCGCCGCGCCGCACAUCACUCGACGAAGCGGCACAGGCUUCAUGAAGACCGAACAUUAUUUCCUCCAAGUUGACACCAAACGCCCUAAACGGUCAACUUAAAGCAAAUAAUAUUCGUAAUAUUGAAUAGUUAUAUUAGUCUUUUAAUACAGUUCUAUAUUAAAAUACAUAUGUGCAAUGUUCAAACCAAAAAUGCCAUUAACUUUCAUACCGUGGAACUCUCUCCUUGAUUUUUACUAGUAACCGUUUGGCUCAAAUCAGAGAAACAAUUUUAUAUGUUUACAUCUCUCUAUUUAUACAUUAUUAGUGUUAGGUAUUUUUAACUUUUAUAUGGAAUUCUCAGAGAAGUCACAAAAACUUAUUUGUAAGAUAAAAUGGUGCUAACGUUAGGUUCGACUAUAUGUGACACCAAAUUGAGACUCAUACAUAUUGUGAGAAUGUUUUUGUUAUAUUUUUUUAUUUAUAAGUAAACAUUAUUUAUGAAGUUCAUUUUUUUUAUUACUGCCAUUAGUAAUUAUAACAUGUUGAUGGUAGGUACAUAUCAUUUAAAUUAUGAUGGUUGCAGGAAAGUGUCACAGGAAUCACUCAUGUCACACAGAUUGCCAUAGCUUGCCUGCAUCUAUUUAUUUAUCAUUUUGGAUAUCAUUUUUAUAUGAUUUGUCGUUUUUGAGAGUACUUUGCAAGGAGUAUUCAAAAUAAAUGAUCUGCC